Messenger RNA from Lactuca saligna, 3455 nucleotides. Lineage: Eukaryota; Viridiplantae; Streptophyta; Magnoliopsida; Asterales; Asteraceae. The record is from the annotation of a GenBank genome assembly.
UUUCAUCUUUCCAACUCCAUAUCAUCGAUUACCGCCAUAUUGAAUGAUAUACACAGUUAAUGACCCUUCACUCUCCUCUACGCACUAAACCCAACUUGUUGAUCGAAAACCCUAAUCGUUCAUUGAAAUCUUGCAUUUGAUCAUCAACCGCAAUCGUAAGUUUGAAUCCACGAGGAUGGUCCAAAUGUGGGAAAUCAGGCCAAGAAAUCAGUGUUUUGAUGCAAUCCGAAUUUACGAAGGAUAUCCCACGAUGUUCACUAUUGAGCUCCAUCAUGGAGGGAGGUUCACAAAAUUCCCAGGGAUAAGCUACAUUGAAGGAAAAUUAGACCACAUUGACUUGGUAGACAUGGAUGAGUUCUCUGUGCAUGAGUUGGACGAGGUGAUGCUGAAGCUUGGUUAUGAUGUACCACCAGUCAUUUACUACCACUAUCAAUUGCCAAAUGGAGAUUUGGAGUUUGGUCUUAGAGCUCUAGGGAAUGAUAUUGAUGUACUUAGUCUUGCACAGUACAUUGAACAUCAUAAGAUCAUCAAGGUAUACACUGAACAUAAUGAAACUAAGUUACUUACAUACUUUAUGUCUCCAAGAGUUAAACCUAGGGUCAUAAUUGAGGAAAUAGCAGAUGAUGUGCCCACUGCAACUGUUGGUGAUCAAGAUGUCCCAAAUCUUGAAUUGUGUUUAGUAAGAUAUGAGACACCCGAAUACAAUUCAAAUAAGAGAUUGAGGUUAGUUGAUGGGAGUCAAUCAUGUAGUAAGAAAUUGUGUUUCAACUUGGAACACACUGCAACUGUUGGUGAUCAAGAUGCACAUGUUGAAAUUGGUAAUGAAGGUGCAAAUAUUAGUGAGCAAGGUGCAACUGUUAGUGGUCAAGAUACACAUGUUGAAAUUGGUAAUGAAGGAGCAAAUGUUAGUGAUCAAGGUGCAGCUGUUGGUAAUCAAGAUACAGAAGUUCAUGAUCAAGGUGCAAAUGUUGGUGACCAAGAAGUAAAUACAAGAGAGUUUGAUACCUUUGAUGACCAACCAUUUCAAUUUGAAGACUUUGAUCCUUUCUUUGAUCAAUAUACUUUUAAUGAUGGUAAUGAUCAGAGUAUGGGUGUUGGUGCAGAACUUGGCACAGGACUAGGGGAAGUUCAAUUUGAAAGUGAGGGAGUUUGUGAAGGACUUGGUGAAGGAGAUGUUGAAUAUGUUGACAGAGGAAAAGGUGUUGAGACUGAAAAUGAAGUUGUUGAUACAGAAGAUGUUGAAGAUGUUGAAGUAAUUGAUAAUGAUGAAUGGGACUCAUUAGGUGAAGAUAGUGAUGAUGAAAGAAGGAAAGCAAUAUUAAAACAGAUGGUGAAGGAGAAGAAGUGCUCUCUUGGUGAAGUCCAUACAGUUACUUUUCAAGUGGGUCAAAAGUAUAAAAGUAAAAAGGAAAUUAAGAACAAAGUCAACAAACUUGCCAUUGAGACUAGAAGGAAUCUUGGCUUCAAGAAAAACGACAAAACAAGGCUUAGGGUUGUGUGUAAAGGUAAUGUACCUAAUGUAAAUGCAAGUGGGGUAGGUAAGGGCAAUAAAUUAAAUUGUUCUUGGUCAAUGCAGACUUCACGGUCAAAAGAUAGUGAUUAUUGGUAUGUGAAAACUUUACUGGACAAACAUACUUGUGUUCAAACUAGAAAACUUAGGGCUUGCACUGCGAAGUAUAUAUCUGCAGAAAUCUUAGACAUGGUCGAGUCUAACCCUACAGUACCCCUUCGAAGCAUUCAAGAGCAAGUUCAGAAGAGGCUUCAAGUUGGUGUGUCCAUACACAAAGUACAGAGAGCAAAAGCAACAGCUACAAAGCAAGUGAGUGGUGACUACACAAAGCAAUACGAGGUGUUAAGAGAUUAUCUUAUGGAACUACAAGCAACUAAUGUGGGUACAACUGUGAAGCUUGAGGUUGUUAAUGAGCCUAACAGUACUAGAGAAACAAGGCAGUUUAAAAGGGUGUAUAUUUGCUUAGGGGCAUUAAAGAAAGGGUUUAAAGCAGGUUUAAGAGAUAUUCUGGGACUAGAUGGUGCUUUUAUGAAAGGACCCUUUCCAGGCCAAGUACUCACAGCAGUUGGAUUGGAUUCAAACAACGGCAUAUACCCACUUGCAUAUGCCAUUGUUGAGACUGAAAAUAUGAGUAGCUGGAAAUGGUUUCUAGAAUGCUUGGGAGAUGACUUAGAGUUGUGCUCAAAUUCUAACUUUACUUUCAUGAGUGAUAGACAAAAGGGACUCUUACCUGCUAUAGCACAACUAUACCCACAGGCUGAGCAUCGAUUCUGUCUAAGACAUAUUUAUGAGAACAUGAGGAAAAAAUGGAAAACAAAAGAGUAUAAAGAUCACUUAUGGCAGUGUGCAAUAGCAACCACAGUACCAGAAUUUGAACACUACAUGAAUGAACUUAACAAGUUUGAUAAGGAUGCUUUUGAGUGGUUGAAGAAAAUCCCCCCUCACCAUUGGGCCAGAAGCCACUUUUCAGGCAGAGCAGGAUCAGAUAUAUUGCUCAACAAUUUAUGUGAGGUUUUCAACAGUAAGCUUAUUCAUGGUAGGAAUAAGCCCAUCAUAAGUUGUCUUGAGUACAUCAGGCAGUACCUUAUGAAGAGGAUUUGCAAUGUGAAGAAAGUGAUGUCCAAAGCUCCAGGUCCACUCACUCCAACAGCAUCAAAGUUACUUGAGAGAAAUAGGGAAGCUUCAGUCCAAUAUAGAGCUAGAUGGAAUGGGACUGCAAAGUAUGAAGUUUAUGGUCCUUGGCAUGACCAGCAUGUGGUUGACAUGAAAAAUAUGUCAUGUACAUGUAGAAGGUGGGAAUUGAAUGGGAUUCCAUGCAGGCAUGCCAUAGCUACAAUACAUGAAAUGGCUGAUAGUGGAGACAAAGUUGGGGAGCUUUACACUUAUGUUAACAAAGUGUAUUGGCUUCAAACAUGGAAUGAAGCUUACUCUUACACUGUGGACCCUAUAAAGGGUAGAGCCAUGUGGCCAAAAAGUACCUGUCCAUUUCAAUUAACACCACCACCACAUCACAAUCAACCUGGGAGACCUAACACCAAGAGAAAGAGAAGUGCAGAUGAAAAAUAUGAUAAACAGAUGCAAAAUCAUGGUGCAGGUGAACCUGAAAAACUUACCAGAAAGUUUGUUAGUGUUAGGUGUGGGAAAUGCAACAAUAGGGGUCAUAACUCAAGGACGUGCAAGGGUCAAGGUGGGAAUGCAGGAAGAAAUGAAGGAGGGAAUGCAGGAAGCAGUCAAGGAGGGAAUGCAUGAUGCAGUCAAGGAGGGAAUGGAGGUAGCAGUCAAUGCAGGAAUUAGUGUAUUUUGUUUAAAAACUUAUCUUUUGGUUUAGCACAACUUUUGUGCAUUUGGAUGUAAUGGUUUAAAACUAGUUUGUUGUAAUGGUUUUAUUUUGGUCUUUUAGCCCUUUUGGUCAUGAAACUAAUGUCAACCUUUUGUCAUUGUUGAA